Molecule: messenger RNA, 2149 nt
Organism: Pelodiscus sinensis (Chinese soft-shelled turtle)
Lineage: Eukaryota; Metazoa; Chordata; Testudines; Trionychidae
Gene: IFRD1
Product: interferon related developmental regulator 1
Cellular component (GO): nucleus
Source: RefSeq, a predicted model, not a curated record
CCACCUCUGCUGCUCCACUGCCUCGGUCCGGGAAGUCAGCCCCGCAGAGACGUUGUAGUAAAAAGCGCUCCUGCUCCUCCAUCGGCUGAUUGUCGCUGAGACCCGGGCGGGGGGGAACAGAGAGACCAAGACCCAGCGAGGGGAGUCGCGCGCGCCGCCGGUGACCAUGCCCAAGUCAAAGAAGCGGGGGAGCAACCACCAGCGCGGAGCAGGUGGUCAGCACAGAAAUGUGCAGCCUUUCAGUGAUGAGGAUGCAUCAAUUGAGACUAUGAGCCACUGCAGUGGCUUCAGUGAUCCUGCUAGCUUCACUGAAGAAGGUACAGGACCUGAAGUUGAUGAAGAAGCAACUCAAGAAGACUUUGAGUACAAGUUAAAGGGAUUCAUUGAUCUUACCUUGGACAAGAGUGCAAAGACAAGACAAGCAGCUCUUGAAGGUCUUAAAAAUGCUCUGACUUCUAAAAUACUGUAUGAAUUUAUCUUGGAAAGGAGAAUGACUUUAACCGAUAGCAUUGAACGUUGCAUAAAGAAAGGUAAGAGUGAUGAACAGUCUGCAGCAGCAGGGCUGGCAUGUCUUCUCUGUGUGCAGUUAGGAUCAGGAAUUGAAAGUGAAGAAGUCCUUAAGACCCUUGGACCAGUUCUGAAGAAGAUAAUCUGUGAUGGAACAGCUAGUAUCCAGGCUAGACAGGCUUGUGCGACCUGCUUAGGAGUUUGCUGUUUCAUAGUCACUGAUGAUAUUACUGAACUGUAUUCAACUAUGGAGUGUUUGGAAAAUAUCUUCACUAAAUCCUAUCCAAGGGAGAGAGAAACUAAUGGCAUCUCUAGCACCCACAAUACAGUGCUUCACAUCAGAGCACUUUUAGCAUGGACUCUGUUGUUGACCAUCUGCCCAAUGAGUGAAGUGAAGAAAAAACUUGAAAUGCAUUUACCUAAACUUCCAAACUUGUUAUCUUGUGAUGAUGUCAACAUGAGAAUUGCUGUUGGAGAAACACUAGCUCUUCUGUUUGAGCUAGCACGAGAAACAGACACUGAUUUCUUUUAUGAAGACAUGGAACUCUUAACACAGAAACUAAGAGCCCUCGCUACAGAUGGAAACAAGCACCGUGCCAAAGUAGACAAAAGAAAGCAGCGAUCUGUCUUCAGAGAUGUCUUGCGAGCUGUAGAGGAGCGAGACUUCCCUACAGAAACUGUCAAGUUUGGACCUGAGCGUAUGUAUAUUGACUGCUGGGUUAAGAAACAAACAUAUGACACCUUCAAAGAGAUUCUGGGAUCAGGGAUGCAGUAUCAUUUGCAGUCCAAUGAGUUUCUUCGGAAUGUGUUUGAACUUGGACCACCAGUAAUGCUUGAUGCUGCAACUCUUAAGACAAUGAAGAUAUCCCGUUUUGAAAGGCAUUUGUACAACUCCGCAGCAUUCAAGGCACGAACAAAAGCUAGAAGUAAAUGUCGUGAUAAAAGAACAGAUGUGGGUGAAUUUUUCUAGAUCUUCCAUCUGGGAUCCAAUGUUGAAGACUUUCAUAAUUUUCUAUAAAUGUAAUUGAAACUUUGAAAUCUGAGAUUUAACUUAUAUAUCCACAUAGCUUAGACUUUAUUACACAGGGAUAUAUAUCCAAUGUAUAGUAUAGUAUCUGUAAUUGUGAUGAAUGUUAGAAUUGCUUUAGUUGUGUAUAAACCAUGUGUGUAUAUAGCAUCAGUUCACCUAAAAUUGUGUGGAAAUGUACCUUAACACUUGUGCUGGAUCAAACUUACUCAUGAAUUUGAAUAUACUAACACUUACUAGUUAGCUGGUGCUGAAAACUGUAUAUGUUGAACUGCCAUAACUGUCUGAUAUUGCUUAUUUUGAAUUAAUACAAUGAUGAAAUUACAUAGAACAAGUAAAGGGACAAACUUGCCUCUGGAACUGCUAUUUCUUUGCCCAAUUAUACCUUGUAAUUUUAAUACUUUUUUUAGACUGGCUGAUGGACUAACAAAUUGCACAAUAUAUGACUUUACUAUAUUAAACCAGUGCUAUAAAAUCCUGCUGUGGGCACUUGAAGUUGUAAACCGCUCAAGUAUACCAGACUACGUUGAAAUUUAGAGUGGUGACACAUUUUGCAUAUCUUUGUAUAAGACUGUUCCAUCAUUGGAAUAAAAAUUUCUCUGAAGUGUUUUCAAA